Molecule: messenger RNA, 348 nt
Organism: Ostertagia ostertagi
Lineage: Eukaryota; Metazoa; Nematoda; Chromadorea; Rhabditida; Trichostrongylidae
Source: the annotation of a GenBank genome assembly
AUGUUCUAUUGCUAUUCAAGGAUUUUCAAGCACCUCAGGCGAAGAACGCAAGCAAGAAUCAGAAAAAUGAAUGAGCGAUCAUUGAUUUUGACGGCGUCAAUGCCCGUACUGACAACGGUGAAGCGAAAAAUGGACGGUCAAAUGGACAUGCUCGAACAGUGUCGACAACGAUGCAUUCUGCUUCGAAAGACUCGUCGAAAUACGGUAGUGUUGGUGCUGAUGGUGUUGUUCUUCUUCAUCUCAUGGUUCCCACACAACGUCGUUUCCAUGGCUUUGGAAUUCACCGAUGGCGAAGCGUUUCUCAUUCACGAUACAGACUACUCAUAUCUCGCCAGCCUCAUGUCCCAC